GCCCAGUGUAGUGCUGUCAAAUGAAUUGGAAGCAAGUUGUUGCAGUGCUAAAUUUUGCUUUUUUCCUGUUUCACGAAACAUUAUUUAGCCAAUGCUUUUUUAGAAAUAACCAUUUACGUUCAUACAAAAGUCUAAACUUAGUAUUAUGAUAGUGUGAACGAUUAGUAAUCAAUGCCUAUAGAGUCUGUUUUCGCCUACACAACGUAUUUGUCAUACAAAAUGGCAGGAAAGACGAAGGGUUUGCAGACUUAUUUGUAAUGAGAUCAUGAUAACCAGAGUGUUGUUGAGUGUGUUAAGUGGGUGGACAGUGAAUUGAGUGCGGAAAUGUGGACAUAGCGCAUAAGAUGGGUUCGCAGACAUUAGAGAUAUUACGCCAAGGUGUUUGGGCAUCUCUGACAGGAGGAUGGUUCUAUGAUCCGCAUCAAAAUUUGUUUUGCAACACAGUUCACUUGUAUAUUUGGCUCUUCCUGCUAUGUCUACCUUUCUCAGUAUAUCUGUACUUCCCUCCAGCGAGUCUAGGUUGGAUAAUCUACUGUGCGCUGGUGGCGGUGCUGUUCACGUGUCUGAAGCUCCUCAACCACGGCCUGCACCAUAUGUACGACACUAGCGAGUGCAUCGUCAUCCAGCCCAGCGGAGACGCAUCUACGAACAAUACAGUACCUGAAGAAGGCAUGGAGAUGCAGAUGCUGAGGCUCGGAGGCGCGGCUGCCGCGGGCAGCGACAACGAGUCGGUCACGUCUCUGGAGUACCACAAGCCAAAUAAUAGUACGAUAGAUCUAAAAGUAGAUGUUCAUCGUAAAAAUAGUUCAGAAUCAAGCAUAGAAGACAGUGCAACAUCCGCCAGGCUAGCUGAGGCCACCACCAAAUCUGACUUGUGCGUCGCACAAACGUCAGAAAUGCCGGGCCCUUCGAAAACCCGUCCACCGAACAGAAGCCGGUCCAAAUCCAGCCACAAAAGAGAUCAUAGGACUAAAACUAGGAGGACACAUGGCAACCGAAUCGACGAACUAAUCGUCGAGGAAAACUCCAAAAAUCCUCGUGUAGAUAACAAUUUACCUGUGCAUAUGUUAAUAGAUGAGGGCCCAUUCGCGAAGGUCAGCAGGAGGUAUCACGAGUGUGCGCAUAGGCGAGGCUCAAGCAACAGAGACUUUUUCAAAGAAUGGCUGUAUUUGGACGCCAACGAAGCUGCCGGUGAGCCUUACCAGUCCAAGUUCGCUCGGCAGCUUAGUUCCGACUCGAGGGAUAAUUCGGAACCGAGCGUGGGGCCACCGUCACCUAAGAAACGUAUUGCGCAUAGACGCAGAUACACUAAUUAUCCAGACGAAAGUUGCACAAAGUCAGCUAUAGCGUUAGCCACCGCGCAAUCCUCCAAUAUGAGAAGGAAUUCAAAUUCCACCAUGUCUACAAUACAGCUGCCACUUCUCAAUUCUACUGCGCAACUGGUGUCGCACAUGAGAAGGCAUUCCAACAACGCCGACACCGGUUUCUUUGCGAGUGUCGAAUUAGGAGAGUACAUGAUGGUGAAGGCCGAAGCUCCGAGUGGGGAAGUAGAAAAAAACAAAGGAAAAAGUCCCGGAGUUCGAAGGAUAAAAAGUGCCGCAUUAGAAAUUGGGUGUCCACCUCCCAGUGUGUCCAAUCUCUCUCCUCAUCCCAACAGUGCGGAAACAAUAGGCGGUCAAAUGUUGAAAAAUCCCAAAAGCGCGGUAAUCCCUCCUCCUAGUAAAUGUUUGACCCGCGGUCCACAUUUGAACCUAUAUCCCAAAAACGAAUCGGGCGAGGGUUGUAGCUACCCAUAUCUGACUUACGGUUCGGAGAUAGUAUAUCCAAUUGCAGAAAUAUCUGAUGAAAUGCAGACUUCCCAGAAAGAGACAGAUUUAGAUUCUAGUGGAGAAAGUUAUAGUGACUACGACGAUGAGAAACAGUUUCGUGGAUUUGACUGGGAUGCGGAACAAUCGCCCGCGAUGCGCUCCAGCGAUUCAGAUUUUGAAAACAAUGGCUCUAGGUCGCCAUUGCUUGACCGGUCUGCAGACGUAAGAGUCGUUCGCACCAAAAACCAAAGCGAUUGUAAAAAGCAAUGUUGUGAUCGCCACCCUAGUUCUAAACAUAAUCCCGACUGUCCAAAUGACAAAUCUAAACCAGUAAGACUGAAAAAAGUUAUAAAAAGUGAGCCACAAUACGACAGUAAGCGUCCUGAACGUCCGAAUAAUCCAUGUGAAUGUAAAUUUAAUCCAAACGCAGAUUAUUUUGAUAAAGCAAGUGCAAGUUCGAAAGAUUUACUUAUAGAAAAAUCUAGUUUAGAAUCAAAUGAAAAUCCAGACCAAUCAGAGAAAAGGCCAGAAGUUAGGAAAAUUGCUGAAAAGAAACUCUGGGACCAUGAUAUAUCUAAUUCUAGCACUAGUAGUGAUUCUAACAUAGACAGGGGACAAGAAGACAGUAAGGAAGAUAAAAAUAACGCGCCAGAGACUGAGGAGUCGCAAUUAACUUGUGACAGUAAAAGUGCUGAUGAAAGAAGUGUAUACAGCUUAGAUUGGCUUUUUGAAGAAGCGCCGCAACCUAUAGCAUCGACCAGCAAGGAAGCGGAGGCUUGCUCCCUGCCCAAUGACGAGGUGCUAUGUCAAAAACUUGCCAAUGCUUUAGGUGAAUCGUCUUCCAACGUUCCAAAAAACUUGGGCGCUAUACCAAAGCAGAUAAAAAACUUAGCGCGUUCACGAGCUUCAUCCCAGAAGGAGAACAAGAAGAGAGAUUCUAAGGAUUCUAAAAAAGAAAAAGAUGAAAAUAUAGAAGAUGAUAGAAUCCUUCUGGAUGCUGUUGAAGCUCAGGCUGCUUUGGUACAAGGACUUGAAUGUUUGUUCGCGGCUACUAAUGCUAACACCGUAGUUAUGCCUCCUCCGAAUCGAGAGGAAAGACCACGAAGUCACAGGCAAAGCAUUCGAUGUGAAAGGGAGAAUUCUCACAAGACGAGAAAAAGAUCCAUCGAAGAAGUGGCACAGACGUCCACAAAUACUCUACUUCCCACUUCAAUGCCAUUAUUGGCUGCAUUCCUUAACUCUAGAGUAGAUUUUAUGCCUUGCUGUGUACCUGAUAAUCCUGCUGCGGAGCCCGCGCCACACGCAGAGGAAGGAACAAGACUGAGACCUCUAAUGGACAGAAACCACAGGAACCGCGUGCGGAAAAUCAAGCGCUCAACGAGACAGCGUAAUAACCCACAAAACAAUCCCGAUAAAAAAGACAAACCCUCAAGUGCUGAAAACCCGAAUAAUUCCACCAGUGUACAUUUCGCGACAUCUUUUGAUGACACGACUGAUGGAGCGAUACAUUGUUUCAUGGACGAAUAUGGCAACUGGAUGUCAUACACAUUUGACAAAAACAGUUCAGGUCGGGCGCAAGCUCAACCUAUACCAUUACCAGAGAAAGAGGACAAUGUCAGACUAAAUAGGGUGAAACCCAUCGAAAAUCCGGACAACUCCCAGGAAACUGCUGGGGAAGGCAGUUGUGGUUCUCUAGAAUCGGAAGCUGGAAAUAGCGAGAGUAUAGCAAAAAAACGCGGCGACAGCAUAGACCAAAGCUCUUCGAACCAGGGAAGCAACAACCCACUUCUAUCCAGCAACAAUAAUAUAUCCACAGUGGUUGCGAUAAAUACUAACAAUGCGAAUAAGCGCUUUUACGUCUUCGACGGAGGAACUGCUUCUCACGCAGACCAGCCAAGGUCUCCAGUUGCUUAUGUGACUGAUAGAUUACUAGAACAAAUUGAGGCCGAAAGACAGUCGAGGAUGGGCCUGCCCAGUAUGCAUAUCAACUUCUUGAUGAGCCAGCAGAGAGCACAGCAACAGGCCCAGCAGCAAGUUGAGAACACUUCAGCGAACUUGCCAAGUCUCAUGCCUUCCAUAGGCGAAGAAAGCGUCGAAAUCAACAUCAGAAGCAAAUUCUCAAGACUGCUGGAUCAUUUAGAAAAGGCUAAUCAACCGAAACCAAAAACAUAUUACAAUUUCAAGUUUUCUAAAUGCUUUGAAGUCAAAGUUACUAUGGAUAGGUUGAAGCUCAUGGCGCUUUUCGAUCGUAACUUGACAUUCAGAGAAACAUUCAUAUCCAUAGUCCUCGCGAUAAUGGUUGCUGUUUUGGGAUCGAUGGUUCUAAAUCUUGGAUUCUACAGGGAUAUUUACGCAUUUUGGUUUUGUUUUAUCAUAGCGGGAAGUCAAUACUCGUUGUUGAAGAGCGUUCAACCGGACUCCGCGUCUCCGGUGCAUGGAUUUAAUAAAAUGGUUGUGUUUUCGAGACCUGUGUAUUUUUGUUUGUGUGCGGCGAUAUUAUGUGCAGUGAAUGGGUAUUUGGAACAGACUACUCCAUUGUCAGACGAUUCUCACAACAGAAGCAAAAGAAGUGCUGAGGAGGUAAAAUCCCUCGUAGUGUAUGGAUUCGAAUUGAACGAAAGAGACUUCUUCUACGUUAUUCAAGAAAUUCUAUCAAUAUUUCUGCUGUUUUUUCCAUUGGCAUUCAGUUUCGGUUUCUUCCCGCAAGUGAAUACAUUUCUUAUGUAUUUGUUGGAACAGAUCGACAUGCAUGUAUUCGGUGGAAACGCUACGAGCAGUUUAAGUGCGGCAGUAUAUUGCGUCGUGCGAUCUCUGGCUGCUAUAGGAGUGCUAUACGGGUUCGCUUACAGCGGGCUAGUUGAAGGCAAGAAGUCGCAACAUCAGAAGCACAAUAUACUCUUUUCCAUAUUUUGUGGGCUUCUCGUCCCGAUUGCAUAUCACCUGAGUCGAAGCGCAAGUGACUACAGUUUAAUCUGGAACCUAAUCAAAAAGCACUUACUGCCCCCGGAAUUAUAUGUGAUGCAUACUCCUGAAUGUGCUCCUGAGAUGAAUAAAGACGAGCCGAACACGUUGAGUGACGAUAAGAAGAACAAUUCAGAGAGUAACAUUUCUAAACACAAUUCUAUUGGGAGCUCGGCGUCCAAGAUUAACUUUAGCUCUGAGACUAAUAUAGCGAAGACGCAGAAGCGUUCUCAGACGUCGAGCGUUAGCUCACUGAAGAUGGACCCUCGCGCAGGGGACACUAUGAACUCGACUACGUCAUUGAAGGUUGACCCUCCUACAGAAACAGAAGAGAAAAGCCGAGAUUCUAACACCAACAACUCGAGUAAUAAAGAUCCCGCUGACAAACCUGAUGAAGACAUGGAGGAUCCACUGCCAAAGAAGUUGCAAGCAACCGUGAAUGCUCGUCUAAAGAAUGACGUCAUAGUUUGCACUUUUCUUGGACUGUUCGUGUUUGGACUGCACUGCACGACUGUGUUCACGACGCUUAGACCGCAACUUAAUAUGGUUCUUUGGAUAAUAGCGGGCAUCCUCGGCUGGGUGCUGCACUACCUGACGCCGCAGCUGCGCAAGCAGCAGCCCUGGCUGUGCCUGGCCGGGCCCGUGCUGCGCCAGCACGAGCACGCGCAGUUCGAGGUCACCGAGCCCGCGCGCCUCAUGUGCUUCGAGCGGAUAUUCGUGUACCUGUGUUUCCUGGAGCGCAACGUGUUGUACCCGGGCGUGGUGAUUGCGGCCACAACGCAAGACGCGCCGGCCAUCGCCGCCAAGUAUGGUGACGCCGUGGGCGCGCUCAUUAUAUGCGUGUGCGCUUUGAAAUGUCUCAGGAACGCUUACUCAGAGCCCGAUUCCCAGUACCUCAUCCUGGUGUUCGCUUUCCUGCUCUUCCAAAGAGACCUGAGCAGUCGAAACGUAUCGGAAACGUUCCUCGUGGACUAUUUCAUUACCGCCAUUAUCUUCAGCAAAGUCUACGAAUUCUUACUCAAGAUCCAGUUCGUGGUGACGUACAUCGCGCCGUGGCAGAUCACGUGGGGCAGCGCGUUCCACGCGUUCGCGCAGCCCUUCUCCGUGCCGCACUCCGCUAUGCUGUUCCUGCAGGCGGCGCUCUCGGCGCUGCUGUCCUCGCCUCUCACGCCCGCGCUGGGGAGCGCGAUAUUCAUGACGUCAUACGUGCGCCCGGUGAAGUUCUGGGAACGCGACUACAACACCAAGAGGGUGGACCAGAGCAACACCAGGCUGUCGUCGCAGCUCGAACGCAAUCUCGGAUCCGAUGAUAACAACCUGAAUUCGAUAUUCUACGAACAUCUGACCCGGUCACUACAACACUACCUGUGCGGCGAUUUGAUGCUUGGUCGGUGGGGGCAGGUCCAACAGGGAGACUGCUUUGUUCUGGCGUCGGACUACUUGAACUGCCUCGUGCACAUCGUGGAGAUGGGCAACGGGCUGGUGUCGUUCCAGCUGCGCGGCCUCGAGUUCCGAGGCACGUACUGCCAGCAGCGAGAGGUCGAGGCCAUCUCGGAGGGACCUGAGGAGAGCAGCGAGGGCGUAUGCACCGGUCUAUGGUGGUGCGGCGGUCGCGUCCUUGCCCCGGGCGCGGCGUGGGCGCUGCGCUGGCUGGCGUGGCAGCUGGCCAGCGCGCGCUACGUGCUGGAAGGAUACAGCGUCAGCGACAACAGCGCCGUCUCCAUGCUGCAGGUCUUCGACUUCAGGAAGGUGCUGCUCACGUACUACGUCAAGAGCAUCAUCUACUACACGAUCCAGUCGAGCAAGCUGGAAGAGUGGCUGGCGUCGCCGGUGCUCUCAGAAGCGCUGAAGCCUAUGAACGAGCGCGCCUUCGUGGACCUAGACCCGAUAUUCAACGUCAACCUCGAUGAAGAUUAUGACUUUCGGGCGUCGGGGAUUACUAGGGGGAGAUUCUGCGCGAUAUACCAAGAGUGGAUAGUCCAUUGCGGCGUUCGACGCGGCGCGGGCUGGCGGCGCCGCGCGGCCGCCAAGGACUCGGCGCUGGUCACGCUGUGCUUCGCGCUCAGCCUGCUCGGCCGCCGCGCGCUGGCCGCCGCGCAGCACCUGUCUGCCUCCAGGUACCUUACCGCUCCGCAGCUGUGUGUGGACCUGCACCGGCGCCCGCGAGGACUCGGCGCUGGUCACGCUGUGCUUCGCGCUCAGCCUGCUCGGCCGCCGCGCGCUGGCCGCCGCGCAGCACCUGUCUGCCUCCAGGUACCUUACCGCUCCGCAGCUGUGUGUGGACCUGCACCGGCGCCCGCGAGGACUCGGCGCUGGUCACGCUGUGCUUCGCGCUCAGCCUGCUCGGCCGCCGCGCGCUGGCCGCCGCGCAGCACCUGUCUGCCUCCAGGUACCUUACCGCUCCGCAGCUGUGUGUGGACCUGCACCGGCGCCCGCGAGGACUCGGCGCUGGUCACGCUGUGCUUCGCGCUCAGCCUGCUCGGCCGCCGCGCGCUGGCCGCCGCGCAGCACCUGUCUGCCUCCAGGUACCUUACCGCUCCGCAGCUGUGUGUGGACCUGCACCGGCGCCCGCGAGGACUCGGCGCUGGUCACGCUGUGCUUCGCGCUCAGCCUGCUCGGCCGCCGCGCGCUGGCCGCCGCGCAGCACCUGUCUGCCUCCAGGUACCUUACCGCUCCGCAGCUGUGUGUGGACCUGCACCGGCGCCCGCGAGGACUCGGCGCUGGUCACGCUGUGCUUCGCGCUCAGCCUGCUCGGCCGCCGCGCGCUGGCCGCCGCGCAGCACCUGUCCGCCUCCAGCGUCGAGUUUUUCCUUUACGGGCUGCACUCGCUGUUCAAAGGCGACUUCCGCAUCACGUGCGCGCGCGACGAGUGGGUGUUCACCGACAUGUCGCUGCUUCACUCCGUGCUGGCGCCCGCCAUCCGCAUGGCUCUUAAACUGCACCAGGUUAGUGGGGAGACACUCCUUAACCUUUAUACGGAAGUGGGAAUAUAUUUCCCACCAUAUUUUGAACCUAUUCGCUCGCGCCUGCCAUCCCCAUAUCUCUCAAGCUACACCAGGUCAGUGGGGAGAUACCCCUUAAACUUUAUACGGAAGUGGGAAUAUAUUCCCACCAUAUUUUGUACCUUAUUCGCUCGCGCCUGCCAUCCCCAUGGCUCUCAAGCUACACCAGGUCAGAGGGGAGAUAUCCCUUAAACUUUAUACCGAAGUGGGAAUAUACUUCCCACCUUAUUUUGAAGCUUACUCGCUCUUAUUGUCCAAAAACAAUGAAUUUGAUUAUUUUGACUGUUAAAAGGUUAGUUUUUGUCAAACUGGUUGCGGUCCGCGGUCAGGUCAAUCAAAGUGAACUCAGCCCGCAUCACGUAUGAACAUUUUGUAUUGAUGCGGUCCAAGGGUCACCCCCGCCGCACAUCACUUAUUUUGACACUAUAAUAUCAAAGU
This is a messenger RNA of Ostrinia furnacalis (Asian corn borer), 8209 nucleotides long. Its product is annotated as protein pecanex-like. The transcript is spliced from 15 exons. Lineage: Eukaryota; Metazoa; Arthropoda; Insecta; Lepidoptera; Crambidae. The record is from RefSeq and is a predicted model, not a curated record. Gene Ontology annotation, cellular component: membrane; endoplasmic reticulum. Gene Ontology annotation, biological process: endoplasmic reticulum organization. The coding region runs from base 345 to 7850 and encodes 2501 amino acids.